AUGGUGAAAGUGGUCGGCACCGUCUUCUCUUCCUUGACCCACCACCUCCAGCAGGUUUAUCAAUCUCCCGGUCGGACCCUGGAAGCCUUUUGGGAUUUCUCUCGUUGCUAUUUUUACGCCCUUGCGUUCUGGUCGCUAUUCUCUGCCAAAUUCCUACAUCUCUACGCCCACCUUCAUUCUCUUCCUCCUAGCAAGUUAUUCGUCUGGGGAAUCACUUUUUACUUUCAAGAUGUGGUCAUUUUACUGCUCCUGCGAGUCUUUGUUCAAAAAAGCCACACCCGGUCCCGAUACCGCGUGGCGCUCGACGUGCUGGUUGUGGUCCCGUUUAGUCUAAUUGUAUCCGCUAUGGCUUCUGCCAAUUUCUCUGUAUACGUCUUCACCGGGGCGGAAAUCCACUGGCGCCAAGCCAAGUCCUUCACGAACGAUACGGCCGCUAUACGAACACUCCUCACGGGGUUGACUGGUUUUUUAAUUGGCGAGGGAUUGCUGUCGAUGACUGCAGUCAUCUCUGCCCGGCCUAUACAUAAACUGACUGGCGGUAUCCUGCAUGUGUUAGCAUGGCCCUUUCAGUGGCUUUUUCCUCGGGUGCGACCGUACGUCGUGCGACCGCUCGAGCGACUACGAACCCGAAACCAAUCGUCUAUCCUUCCCGACCCGGAGAUAUACGAGCGCAUUGCAUUGCAGGAUGAUUAUUUGAAUGAUUCGAGCGAUGAUGACGAGUCGGACUUUUUGAUUGGCGCCCCUGCUGGCAGUGGCACCCAGAAACAGGUCCGAAUCACAGAAAGAGCGCUCCCUCGAGUACUUAUGCUACUCGCAUUUUGUCUAUUCGUCGUACUUCGGCUAUGUCGACCCUCGGAUCCUAUGUACUGGUUUCUAUCAGGCACAUUGCCUAUGGCAUCCUUAUUCGAAGGUGGUCAUGGAGAUUCGCCUAUCGAAAUCGGAGGCAUCCCUUAUCAAUACGACUACCUGACUUCGGCUUCGUCUUUGCAUCCACCACCGCCAUUCUCAUGGAUGCCGGCUGGUAGUGUGCCCGGCUUUGAGGAUUGGGACAAGUCCGAUCCAUAUGCCCUUCAUUAUAAUGCGGAAAUGGCCCCGCUUCAUAUCUCGAAUCUUGACCAACCCGUCCUUGAGCCUAUCCGAAAGGCAUUGGCUGACGGUAGCGUCAAGAUCAAACAUGUGGUUCUGCUCAAGCUCGAAAGUGCAAGAGCAGAUAUAUUUCCUCUACGGAAGGGCUCGUUCAUGUUUGAGCGAAUCGCAGAUUCAUGGGAUAAUCAGGUCAUUCCUGAAGAUGUUCUCCGGCGGAUCGCAAACUUGACCCCUACUGCCGAGUAUCUUACUGGCACCCCGACUGGGUUCAACUCUGAGAGUCAGGAAGGUACCGGAAGGAAGUCAUACGGUGGUUUGACUGCGAAGAACGCCUACACAACAUCUACCUACACGCUGAAAAGCUUGACAGGUACACUCUGUGGUGUGACCCCGUUGGUGGCCGAUUUCAACCGCGAAUGGGAGCAUCAUGUUUACCAGCCCUGCUUGCCUCACGUUUUCGACAUGCUCACCCAGCAACCCAGUAUUACCAAAGAGACCGACGACUUUACCAAGUGGCCGUGGCACUCGAUGUGGAUGCAGUCCGUGACCGAAGGCUAUGACAACCAGGACAAAUUGACUCCGGUCUUGGGCUUCAAGGACAAGAAAACAAAGGAGAUCAUCGAAAGCCCUGAUGCCAAGUACCCGCCGAAAGGCGAGGAGGUAAACUAUUAUGGCUAUGCCGAUACCGAACUUGAGGACUAUUUCCGCGAUGCUAUUGACGAUGCCGAACGCGACCAUGAGCGUCUCUUCUUAACGCAUUUGACGGGGACUACUCAUCAUCCCUGGGGACUGCCGGGAAAUGUAUAUGAACAGAUUCUGGGCUCAUUGAAGGGACAAAAUGAGGAUCUGAAUCGGUAUCUGAAUGCCGUCGGCUUUGUGGAUAACUGGCUUGCGACUAUAUUGGGAAUUCUCCAGGAAAAGGGCGUGGCUAAUGAGACCCUCGUUGUCAUGGCUGGUGACCAUGGCCUGUCUCUACCCAAUGACGGCGGUAUCACACCCUACGACAACCCACACGUCGGCAACUUCCAAGUCCCCAUCGUCUUCGCCCACCCACAUCUCCCACCCGUGGAGAUCACCGCUCCGGUUUCCAGCAACCAAAUCGUCCCGAGUAUCAUCGAUCUACUACUCGAGUCCUCAUCGCUUAGCGAGACCACCGCACCCGUUGCCCAGGACAUCCGCUCCCUAUACGAAGGCCAAUCUCUCAUCCGGCCCCUAAUCCAAGAGAAAGACGGCCGACAAGACUGGCAAUUCACCGUGAUGAACACCGGUGGUUCCUGGCUUAGUGUCCGCUCCGCUGCCAAGCCACAAUUCCGCCUGGUGAUUCCGCUCAUAACAGACGUCGAGUGGAGGUUCUCAGAUUUGAACGAGGAUCCCAAUGAAGAUAAGCCGAUCUCUCGGUUUAGUUUGUUGGACUUGGCUGAGACUAUUGGGAAGAAGUACGACCAGGAGGUUCUCAAUUGGCUUUGGGAUGCGGCGUAUGUUGCGAAUUGGUGGGUUGCUGAGAAUUGGCAUCGCUAUCGGUAUGAGCCUGGGACAUAG
Penicillium cataractarum is the source of this 2625-nucleotide messenger RNA. RefSeq lists its product as uncharacterized. Gene Ontology annotation, molecular function: arylsulfatase activity. The record is from RefSeq and is a predicted model, not a curated record. The coding region runs from base 1 to 2625 and encodes 874 amino acids. The transcript is spliced from 3 exons. NCBI's taxonomy places the organism in Eukaryota, Fungi, Ascomycota, Eurotiomycetes, Eurotiales, Aspergillaceae.